This is a messenger RNA of Phycodurus eques (leafy seadragon), 7951 nucleotides long. Its product is annotated as nebulin-like. Gene Ontology annotation, molecular function: lipid carrier activity; actin filament binding. The transcript has 60 exons. The record is from RefSeq and is a predicted model, not a curated record. Gene Ontology annotation, cellular component: Z disc. Bases 457 to 7212 code for a protein of 2251 amino acids. Lineage: Eukaryota; Metazoa; Chordata; Actinopteri; Syngnathiformes; Syngnathidae. Gene Ontology annotation, biological process: cardiac muscle thin filament assembly; lipid transport.
UUCCCGAGUGGGAGCUAAAUGCGGAUUUCGGUCGCGAUAAGAAGUCCGUGACGAGCGAUGGCCCGUCAACGCUCGCGACUGAGCGCCCGCUCGCUCAGACGCCCGACGGAAGCUGAAGUUGAAGCUGAAGCUGUGGGAGGAAUCGUCGUCGUCGCGCGCCCGACGGCUGAAGCUCGGAGCGCGCUGGCAUGAAGUGCAGGAAGAAGGUACCAGAAAUGUUCUAAAAGCCUUUUGGAGGAUCACGACUUCACAAGGGGAACCCAAUAUUGCAGGGAUACAUUGAGAGGUGACCACAGAUUAAAAAAGAGGUGACCGCCGUGGACGUCGUGUGCUCCCGAACUGGCCGUCGAGACGGAACGAAUUGUGAAGGUGGAGACGGAAGGAGAAGAAACUUCCCAAGAGACCUUGCGAAAAUCAACGAACUGAAGCAGAAAGAGAAGAAGAGGUGGAGGAGAAAUGGAUGGAAAGGAAGAGCAUGGAGAAGAGGAGCAAGGAGGACGAAAAGGAUCUGAGGAGACACAGGGCGGAAGCGCUGCCGUUGCCGCCGCCUUUACCGCCGCGGUGCGUCCCGACCCGGUGCGUCCCGACCCGGCGUUCAACAGGAGAUGCAGCUUGCUGGCCAGCGAGGUGAAGUACAAAGAAGACUUUGAGAAGAUGAAGGGUCAGAGUCUCUUUGUCCCUGCAGCAGAACUCGUUCACGCCAAGAACAUCAGCGCCGUCGUGUCUGAGUCCCAGUACAAGCAGGAGGGCAGGAAGGAGGCGUCGUCGUCCCUCUACUCCCUGCUUCCGGACACGCCGCAGAUACAACGAGCCAAAGAAGUGACCCAGCUGCAGAGCGAGAUUAAAUACAAAGAAAACAUGAAGACGUCGUCCUCACUCUACUCGCUCAUGCCAGAGACCAGAAACACUCACUUUGUCAAAGAACUCACUGACAUACUCAGUCAGAACAAGUACAAGGAGGAGGUGAAGAAUUUACUGAGCAGCACUUUGUAUUCUCGGCUUCCCGAGACCAGCGAGACGCAUCUGGCCAAGAGCGUCCACGAGUUUCAGAGUGAAAAAAAGUACAAGGAAGAAGGGAAGAGGAAGGCGUCCGUCUCCCUCUACUCCCAACUGGCAGACACGCCUGAGAUCCAACACGCGCUGGAGAUGUCCCAGCUGCAGAGCGACGUGAAUUAUCGACCGAAGGUGCUGGUCAAAGGAGCUCUGUCUUCUCUCUACUCUCAGCUCACCGCCACCAAAGAGAUCCAGUUCGCCAGGGAGAUGACCAAGCUGCACAGCCAGCUCAAGUACCAGGAGGACGGCAGGAAGAGCCUGAGUCAGACGUCCUACUCUCAGCUUCCGCGAACCAUGCAGACGGAAUUUGCAAAGAAUGUCGCUGAGCUGCAGAGUGAGCGCCGUUACAAAGAAGUGGGCAGGAAGGGCGGCAACUCGUCCCUGUACUCGCUUCUCCCGCAGACGUUGGACACGCUCCAUGCCAAAGAUGCCCGCGAGCUCGCCAGCCAGGUGAAGUACAAAGAGGAUGGCAGAAAGGAGAUGAGCAUCAUCUUGUACUCGCGGAUGCCCGAAACCAUCCAUACGCAACACGCCAAAGAAGUCUCGGACCUGCAGAGUCAGGUCAAGUACAAAGAAAGUGUUCAGCACAAGAACCAGAGCACUUUGUACCAUCACAUGGCUGAAACUACCGACACCAGACUGGCCAAAGAAGUCUCACAGGUGCAGAGCCAGGUGAAGUACAAGCAAGAAGGCAAGAAGGCAGUGAACAAGUGUCUCUACUCCACUCUGUCCGACACUUUGGACACACAACACGCCAAAGACGCCACGCGUUUGCUUAGCGAGAAUAAGUACAGAGAGGGCGGCAGGAAGGAGAUGUCCCACAGCCUUUUCUCCACUCUGAGCGACACGUCAGAAAUGCUGCUGGCCAAAGAGUUGCAGGACAUCCUGAGCGAGAGGAAGUACAAGGAGAGCGGCAGGAAGCAGCUCUCUCGGAGUCUCUACUCCCGAUUGGCCGACACGGCGGAGACUCAAUUUGCUAAAACCGUUUGCGACCUGCAGAGUGAGGUGAAAUACAAGCAGGCUCAGAAGGACGUGUCCGAGUCGCUUUACUCCAGCCUGCCCGCCACGCUGGACACGCUGCACGCCAAAGAGGCGUCCACGUUGCAGAGUGAGCUGAAAUACGCGCAGGCUCACAAGCAAGAACUCAAGUCCACUUUGUUCCACCGGCUGCCUGAAACUCUUCAAACGGUCCACGCCAAAGACGUCUCGGAGCUUCUGAGCGAGGUAAAGUACAAAGAGGACGGCAGGAAGGAGAUGAGCGUCAACUUGUACUCGCUGAUGCCACAAACGCUCCACAUGCAACACGCCAAACAGAUCUCAGACCUGCAGAGUCAGGUGAAGUACAAAGAAGGUGUGCAGCAGAAGCUGCAGAGCAGUUUGUACCAUCGCCUCCCAGAAACUUGGGACACUCAGCUGGCCAAGCGCAUGUCACAGCUGCAGAGCGAGGUAAAGCGUAGCGUCUCGUCAAUGUCGCAGAGCAAGUACAAGUCGGCGGGUGAGAAGGAGCUUCACAGCUCUCUGUACUCCGCCCUGCCCGUCACCAUGGAGACGCAGCACGCCAGGGACGCCGCCGAGCUGCUCAGCGAGGUCAAGUACAAGGAGAGUGGCAAGAAGAUGCCCACCUGCCUCUUCUCCAGCUUACCUGACACCUUACAAACCAUCUUCAGCAGAGACAUGACGCACAUGCAGAGUGAGAUCAAGUACAAAGAGGACGCGAAGAGAAGCCUAUCGCAGAGUUUCUACUCUCAGUUGGCACAAACAGCCGAGACUCAGUUUGCUAAAAGUGUCGCAGAGCUGCAGAGUGAGGUUAAGUACAAGGCGGGCGCCCAGAAGGAGAUGUCGUCCUCUCUGUUCUCCAGCCUGCAUCAGACGCUCCAAACUCAGCGGGCCAAGGAGCUCACGGAGCUCCAGAGUCAGGUGAAAUCCAAGGAGGGCAACAAGGAUGUGUCCUCGUCCCUCUUUCACCUCCUCCCGGAGACGCCAGAGACGCAGUUUGCCAAGCACGUGUCGGAGAUCCAGAGCGAGGCCAACUACAAGAGAGACAAAGAGGACAUGUCCACCUCCUUGUACUCUUUGAUGCCACAAACGCCCGACAUUCAGUUUGCUAAAGACAUGGCCGACAAGCACAGCCAGGCCAAGUACAAGCAGGAGGCCAAGCAGCGGGCUGCAGCGUCGUUGUAUUCCAAACUGCCCGAAACCCUGGAGACCAAACACGCCAAAGAAGCCGGCGCACUGCAGAGUGAAAAAGAGUACAAAGCUGUGGGCAAGAAGCAGAUGACGUUGCCUCUCUACUCUCAGCUUCCUGACACCUCAGAGACGCAGUUGGCCCGAGAGGUGGCGCUGAUUCAGAGCGAGAACAAAUACAAAGAGAGCGGCAAGAGAUUGCAGAGCAUCAGCUUCUACUCACAGCUCCCAGAGACCAAUGACACCCAGUUUGCCAAAAGUGUGUCAGAGAUCCAAAGUGAGAACAAGUACAAGGAGGCGGGCCGGAGACAAGCAUCCGACAGUCUGUACUCCAAGCUGCCCGACACUCUGGAGACUCGGCAUGCUAAAGACGUAACACAGCUGCAGAGUCAGGUGGCCUACAAGAAGGAGCACAAGCAGGAGGCCAGCAGGACACUUUACCACCAGAUGCCUCAAACCACACAUACAGUGUCGGCCAAACAGCUCACAGACUUGUACAGUCAGGUGAAGUACAAAGAAGAUGGGAAGAAAGAGAUGAGUAAGAACUUGUACUCAGUCCUUGCUGAGACCUCAGAGACGCACUUUGCCAAACAGAUGUCCAAAUUACAGAGCCAGAGCAAGUACCAGAAGGACAAAGAAGAUCUGUCUAACUCUCUGUUCUCUGUGCUGCCUGAAACUCUGGACACUCGCUUUGUGAAGGACAUGGCGGACACUCACAGCCAGGUAAAGUACAAAGCGGCAGGAAAGGAGGCGGCCAGCAAUGCUCUGUACCAUCAGCUGCCAGAGACGGCCGAGACACUUCGUGCGAAAGAACUUUCUGAGCUGCUGAGUCAAAACAAGUACAAGCAGAGCGGCAGGGAAGUGAUGGCAUCCAGCCUGUACGCUCAGCUGCCGCAGACGGCCGAGACGCAGCUCGCCGCUAGGAUGUCGGAGCUGCUUAGCAAGUUUAAGUACAAGGAGGAGAGCAUCAAGAGCCUCUGUCACAGCGCCUACAGUCGGCUGGUCGACACCGCCGAGACAGGACUGGCCAAGACGCUCUCCCAGCUGCACAGCGAGACCAAGUACAAGGAAGCCGGCAGGAAGGAGGCGGCCAGCAGCCUCUACCACCGCCUGCCCGAGACCGUGCAGACGCUGCACGCCAGGGCGGUCACGCGGCUGCAGAGUCAGGUCCAGUACAAGAUGGAAGCUUUGAGGGCUCAGGGCACCAGUCUGUACUCGAAGCUGGCCCAAACCACCCAGAUCCAGUUUGCCAAAGCCGUCAUGGAGAUUCACAGUCAGAAUAAAUACAAGGCAAGAAGUCGAGAGGAGAGCGGCAGCAGCGUCUUUCACAAGAUGGCCGACACCAAUCAGACAGAGUUCGUCAAGCGCUUGACGGACGUUCAGAGUCAGAGAAAGUACCAGAAGGACAAAGCCGAGCUGUCCGUGUCGUUGUUCUCUUUGCUGCCCGAGACUCCGGACACACGCUUCGUGAAGAACGUGACGGACAUGUUGAGCCAGAGUAAGUACAAGGAAAGCAGUAAGAAGGAGCUGGUCAAGAGUUUGUACUCACUGCUGCCUCAAACCAAAGACACGCAGCACGCCAAACAACAGAGUCAGCUACACAGCCAGAAGUUGUACAAAGAGGAGAGCAAGAAGGAAGCCGCCUGCAGUUUGUACGCUCAAAUGCCUCAAACCAUCGAGACCGUCUUUGCCAAAGAGCUCAGCAAGACGCAGAGUGACAAGUUUUAUAAGGAGAAGUAUAAUCACGACAAAGGCAAGUCGGACUACGUCAACAUGAAGACGCUGCCGGACGUGGAGCACGCCAUGGACGUCAACAGGAAGCAGAGCCACGUCAGCUACGGGAAGGGGAAGGAGGAGCUUCAUCGCUACAACACGGCGCCCGACAGGGCCGACAUCGUCAACGCCACCAACGCAGCCAAACUGGCCAGCCAGGUGGCCUACAAAAGUGACGCCAGGCAGUCGGUUGUGAGUGACAGUUCCCUCCUGGCGCGCGCGGACAUCAAUCACGCCAAGGAAGUGUCCAAACUGGCCAGUCAGGUGCAGUACAAGCGGCAGGCGCACGGGCGACCUCGCUACAACCCGCUGGACUGCGUGUCCUUCAAACACACCCAAGCCGCUGCGGCGCUCGCCAGUAAGGUCAACUAUAAGAGCAACCGAAAACACGAAGGUUCUUCCGACCUGCCGAACCUCCUGCAGCUGGAACACGCGCUGCACGCCAGCAAACUGCAGAGUAACGUGGAGUACAAGAAGAAGUACGGGCAGAGCAAGGCCAAGUACCACCUCACCCUGGACACGGCUGAACAGCGCCACCAUAGGAAGAAUGUGGUGCUGCACAGUCAGGUGAAGUACCGCGAGGAGUACGAAAAGAGCAAAGGUCACACACAUCUAGAGUUUGCGGACACGCAAACAUACAAAGUGCAAAAGGUGGCGCAGAAGCUGCAAAGCCAGAGGGAGUACAAGCGUGACUAUGAGGAGCACGUGAAGGGAAAAGCCUUGGUGGAGGUAGAGCAGACGCCGGAAUAUCUAACAGCUCGUCAGGCCACCGACCUGCUUAAUGAGAAGGAGUACAGAAAGGACCUGGAGCAGAAAGUGAAGGGGCGGGGCUUAUCUGGCCUGGGCCUGGAGGACACGCCCGAGCUCCUGCGGGUCAAACAAGCCAAUCGGAUCCUGAACCAGAAGGAAUACUGCAAGGAUCUGCGCACGGACGUGCUGGGCAAAGGGAUGCGGCUCAGCGCCGACGUCCUGGAGGUCCGACGGGCCAAGAGGGCCUCCGACAUCCAGAGUCAGAGGUCCUACAAGCAGACGGACCAUCUCAGGGAGAACUCAUACGGGACUGUCACCGACACUCUGGAACUUGUGCACGCCUCUUACCUCAAAGACGUCUACAGUCAGAAGAAGUACAAAGAUGCCGCCGAGCGUCUGCGAGCUCGUUACAGUGCGGUGUCGCUGACUCCCGAGAUGGAGCGAGUGAAAGCCAAUCAAAGACACGUCAGCUCGUUGCACUACUGCUGGGACUCCAAGCUGAUGAGAGGUCUCAUGACCCCCGUGACCGACACCCCAGAGAUCGUCCUCGCCAGAGAGAACGCCAAGAAGAUCAGUGAUGUGCGGUAUCGAGAACAGGUGGGCUGCGGGACCGCCGUCAUGGAGACGCCCGAUAUGGAAAGAGUCCGACGUAACCAGGAAAACAUCAGCACAGUGAGCACGCUUGCACACACAUGCACGCUUACAUUGAUAUCUGUCACACAGUGUGUGUGUGUGUGUGUGUGUGUGUGUGUGUGUGUGUGUGUGUGUGUGAGAGAACAGGUGAAGUACCAGCGUGGGCUGCAGGAGGUUCGGGGGCGCAGCUGCACAGAACUAGACACCCCCGAGUACAGACGGGUGCGGAGGUCUCAGGACUCUGUUUCCAUGGCCAAGUACCAUGAGGAAUUUGAGCGCACCCGCGGUGGCAGUUCUACGACUGGAUUGGACGAGGCCGGCACGGAGCGCUACCAGCGGGCCAAUCACGUGAUAGCAGACGCGGGUCCCAACCAGAUGAUGGACACGGACAGACGACCCGGAGGCAUCAUCGUAGAGCGGGUAGAGCGCAGGCUGAGCAGGCCUCCGUCCCGGCAGUCUCACAGCUCGCUGCCCUCUGAACUCUGGGAUAGGAGCAGCUGCGACACGCCGGCCCCGGUGCUUCCCGGAGCGUACUACCAGGGGGUGCACAUGCAGCCGCAGCCUCAGUAUCAUGGCUACAUGCAUCAGACCAGCAUGUCGUCCGUCAGAUCCGUCACCUCGCCGCCACACUCGUCCGUCAUGCGUGUCUACCGGGCGCUGUACGACUACGCGGCGCAGGACCACGACGAGGUCUCCUUCCGGGACGGCGACGUCAUCGUCAACGCGCAGCCCAUCGACGAGGGCUGGAUGUACGGCACCGUGCAGCGCACCGGCAAGUCCGGGAUGCUGCCCGCCAACUACGUGGAAUGUUGCAACUAGGGGGCGCGUGCGUGCGUGCGUGCGAUGACUUCAUUUUAGCAGCAAAACACACACAUACACUGCAAAACUGCUAAAUCUUUCCCAAAACAGCUUACAUCAAACAAGACAUUUUGAAGUGAAAAAAAAUAUCUAUCAAUGGAACGAGUAUAAACUGACUUGAUAAGCUUCUUAAAAUAAGAUCUUGUAUCUUCGAACAAGUAUUUUCUUUUUGUAUUGCUGAAAAUUUUGAAAAAAAGCCAAAACUGUCUUAAAAUAAGUGCAGUAAGAUUUUUUCACUAGAAAUAAGAAAUUCACUAGGUAAGAUUUAGCAUUUUUGCAGUGUAAAGUUUAUCAUGAGGGGAAAAUUUUUUUUGUUGCUUUUUUUGCUCUGGUGUGUGUGUGGGUGGGUGUGUGCGCGCUUAUGAUUUAUGUAUUUUUUUCCACUUUUCAUCUCGACAAUAUCACUUGAUCACAGCACAUUUAGGAAAGUCUGUCUUAGUGUUUUGUGUGUUUGAUUUCACAAAUGCAAUGAAAUUAAUAUUUUGUGAACUCAGAAAUACUGGUCAACUGUUUUCUUUGGUUUUGGAUCAUUUGAAUUGAGGUUUAUUCCCACGUACUCUUGAUCUCUGAUUCUACUUUAAUCGCAUGUUAUUUCACUUUAUACAGUAUGUCACCACCUAAUCUAUGUAUUGCUGUGCCUCAAUAGACACACACACACACGCGGUCUUAAAUGAAAUAAAACAGCAUUUGUCAGCACAAA